AUGGCCCAAACGAACGGCCCAGAUAUCGAAAACAAACCCGCAGAGGGCAUCUCCUACUUCACCCCCGCUCAAGUCCCUCCUGCGGGGUCUGCCGCAAUCCCGCAAUCCGACGGGUCGCAGCCCCCAAAGCUCUUCCAGCCAUUUAAAGUGCGGGGAGUGACGUUCCACAACCGCAUCGGACUUUCUCCGCUCUGCCAAUACAGCGCCGACGAUGGACACAUGACCGACUGGCACAUGGCCCAUUUGGGCGGCAUUGCCCAGCGUGGGCCUGGUUUCCUGAUGGUCGAGGCGACUGCAGUGCAACCCGAGGGUCGCAUUACACCCCAGGACCACGGGCUCUGGAAAGACUCGCAGAUCGAGCCCCUCCGCCGGGUGGUCGAGUUCGUGCACAGCCAGAACCAGGUUAUUGGUGUCCAGCUGGCACAUGCAGGCCGCAAAGCGAGCACCGUGGCGCCCUGGCUGAGCAUGGGCGAUACGGCGACUGAGCGGGUCGGUGGAUGGCCGGACAAUGUCAAGGGACCCUCGAAUAUUCCAUUCAGUGACAAAUUUCCCACCCCAAAAGCUAUGACGACGGCCGAUAUCGAGGCGUUCAAGAAAGCCUGGGUGUCCGCUCUGAAGCGCGCUCUCAAGGCAGGCGUGGACUUUGUGGAGAUUCACAAUGCCCACGGCUACCUGCUUAUGAGCUUCCUGUCCCCUGCGACGAACAAGCGCACCGACGAGUACGGCGGCAGCUUCGAGAACCGCAUCCGCUUGUCUCUGGAAAUCGCCCAGUUGACUCGUGAGAACGUGCCCAAGGAUAUGCCCGUAUUCUUGCGCGUCUCAGCCACUGACUGGCUCGAGGAAGUCAUGCCUGACGAGCCCAGCUGGCGGGUUGAAGAUACAGUCCGUUUCGCAAAGGCCCUCGCCGAGAGCGGCAACGUCGAUGUGCUGGACAUCAGUAGCGGAGGCAACCACCAGAAGCAGCAUAUUCACGCGAAGGCAGGAUUCCAGGCGCAGUUCGCCAUCGAGGUCAAGAAGGCGGUUGGAGAUCAGCUGAUGGUUGGCUCGGUUGGCAUGAUCAACGAUGGCCACUUGGCCAACUGUCUCUUGGAGAACAGUAAUUUGGACUUUGUCCUUGUCGGUCGCGGGUUCCAGAAGAACCCGGGCCUUGUGUGGACUUGGGCAGAGGAGCUCGAUGUGGAAAUUUCCAUGGCGAACCAGAUUCGCUGGGGCUUCAGCAGCCGGGGUGGUGGUGUUUACCUGAAGAAGAGGCAGGACAAGAUGUAA
Penicillium canariense is the source of this 1266-nucleotide messenger RNA. Its product is annotated as NADH:flavin oxidoreductase/NADH oxidase. The transcript is spliced from 2 exons. Gene Ontology annotation, molecular function: NADP binding; NADPH dehydrogenase activity; FMN binding. The coding region runs from base 1 to 1266 and encodes 421 amino acids. The record is from RefSeq and is a predicted model, not a curated record. Lineage: Eukaryota; Fungi; Ascomycota; Eurotiomycetes; Eurotiales; Aspergillaceae. Gene Ontology annotation, cellular component: intracellular anatomical structure.